Molecule: messenger RNA, 633 nt
Organism: Penicillium samsonianum
Lineage: Eukaryota; Fungi; Ascomycota; Eurotiomycetes; Eurotiales; Aspergillaceae
Exons: 2
Coding region: 64-477 (137 amino acids)
Source: RefSeq, a predicted model, not a curated record
GCCCUUUCUUCACAAACGAUCAUUCAUAAAGACUAUUAUCCUCACUUUCAACGUACAAAAAUAAUGGGCGAAUUGAAGACCGACGACUCCAAGGCCCCGUCCUACACCUCCAUCGACCCCGUCGAGUUGGAGAAUGCCGAGAAACAAGAGCAAAAACAUACAAGCCCCAAAGUGGAUUGUUUAACCCACGGGCCCAGUCAAGUCCCGCUUCUCGAUUGCGAACUGCAGAAGCCGCAGGCAAAAGAUAUCAUACGCACACUGGCAGCAGCAUUGAUUGAUAUUGCCGAUGAGAAGAAGUGCACCAAGUGCACGGUGGAGAAUAUCUCGACUCUACUCACGGGGCAUGUCCGGGAUCUUAGAGCCGCGAAGCGGAGCGGGAUGUGGUCUAAAGAAGACAAGAAGGCUCUCAAAGCGGAGAUUAAAGGUCUUCUCAAGCCGGUCAAGAAAGAUGUGAAGAGCCUAUGGAAAGCAAAUUAAUGACCCUUUCUUUUCUUUGGGAUCAAGGUGGCAAGUGCGCAGGUGUACCCUAGAGGGUGUUCUACAAUGUAAUUUGAUUUUCGGCGUUUUUGUUUACUACGGUCAUCAGAGAGAGAGAACAAUGGAAUUUCCAUUUUUCAUACCUUAAGAAUAAUA